UGAGCAGUCGCCGGGCAGCGCUUGAAAAUGUGAAAUCGUGAAUUGAAUACCGCUAGCAGCUGCUAUUAACUUAGUCGAAUGCUGUUUUACCAAUAAAACCAAACCAAACCAAACCAAAACAACAAUACUCAAUAUUAAUUCAAUAGAAAAUUCCGUUAAAAAAAAAUAAAUACCCCACUUUAUCUGUGAUUAUUCUAUGAAAACGUACAAAGUUCCAAAGUAACAAAUAUAUACAUACUUAUAUUAUCAUAUAUAUAUCAUACAUAUACAUUUAUAAUAUAGCAAUUAAAUUUCAAUAAAUAUAUUUUUAAAAUCAACUAAUCAGUGCGAGCUAAGUUAAUAUGAAAUCCACAAUUUCACUGCUGCUGGUUGUCAUCUGCACCGUCGUUCUGGCCGCCCAACAGAGCCAGGCUAAAAAGGGCUGUCAGGCCUAUGGGCACGUCUGUUACGGCGGACAUGGAAAGCGCUCCUUGAGUGCAACGGGCAAUGGUGCAGCUGCCGCCAAUGCCAAUGCCAAUGCCGCUGGCCUCGACCAAGAGUUUGUGCGUCCAAACGGUUUGCUGCCGAUGCUGGCGCCAAAUGAACAGCCACCAGAAACCGAAUUCGAUGACUAUCCAUCUCGACAAGUGCUCUAUAAAAUCAUGAAAUCCUGGUUUAACCGUCCGCAUCGACCUGUGCCUCGUCUGGGUGAGCUGGAUUAUCCGCUCUCGAGCUCUAGCGAAAGUUUUAACCGGGAAGGCGCGCUGAAUGCGCUCAACUAAGCUGAACAACAAAACAGUGAACCAAAUUAAGCACUUUUCAGAACAACAAUAUCUACUAAAACAACAACAACAAACGCUAUUACCUAAUGAAUGUUUAUUAAAAUUGUUUCAUCGAUGUCUACACAUAGUGCGAUUCUCGAUUUCUUGCUAUUGGCACAAACUGUAUAAACAAAACAAAAAACACAAAAAAAAUUUACUGAAGUUUUUAAGGGCUGGUAAAAAUUUCAGUGUAUAUAUUGGUAAAAAGAAA
Molecule: messenger RNA, 1011 nt
Organism: Drosophila navojoa
Lineage: Eukaryota; Metazoa; Arthropoda; Insecta; Diptera; Drosophilidae
Gene: CCHa2
Product: neuropeptide CCHamide-2
Biological process (GO): neuropeptide signaling pathway
Molecular function (GO): neuropeptide hormone activity
Source: RefSeq, a predicted model, not a curated record